AUGGCCAUGUCCAAGUACGAGAACAUCAUCUGGGAGAAGGAGAUGAAGGACCAAAUCUGCAUUCACGCCCGUAUCUUAUACUCGCGAGAGCUAACACUGGACUGCCUCAUGGACGUCAUCAACUCCACUGACAAGCUGCCCGGUUGCUCAUUCGAUGUCUACAAAUCUCACGUUGUCACCAUAAACGCGCCGACAAGCAAUGCGUGGAGAGUACUUUUUUCAAGUCAGAAUUGCAUGUCUCUUGGAGAAAGCCUGGAGGAGACGCUACGGACUCUGCAAGAACGUCUGCGACCUCGCUUUCAACCUGAUGUACAGCCGGUUGACAAGGAGACCAACAACUUGGCUGGGCGUUCUGUCAAGCAGGAACGUGUUGACGGUUCACCGGAUGGAACCGAGGAACAACGCCUAGAGUCAGAGCGUCCAGAAAAUGAGUAUGAAUUAAAUACGAGAGCUUAUAAAGCCGAGAAAGAAUUAGCUAGGAAGCGGAUGCGAUACUAG
Messenger RNA from Alternaria infectoria, 498 nucleotides. RefSeq lists its product as uncharacterized. Bases 1 to 498 code for a protein of 165 amino acids. The record is from RefSeq and is a predicted model, not a curated record. NCBI's taxonomy places the organism in Eukaryota, Fungi, Ascomycota, Dothideomycetes, Pleosporales, Pleosporaceae. The transcript is spliced from 3 exons.